Messenger RNA from Kwoniella shivajii, 1155 nucleotides. RefSeq lists its product as uncharacterized. The record is from RefSeq and is a predicted model, not a curated record. Bases 1 to 1155 code for a protein of 384 amino acids. Gene Ontology annotation, cellular component: membrane. Gene Ontology annotation, molecular function: transmembrane transporter activity. NCBI's taxonomy places the organism in Eukaryota, Fungi, Basidiomycota, Tremellomycetes, Tremellales, Cryptococcaceae. Gene Ontology annotation, biological process: transmembrane transport. The transcript has 6 exons.
AUGAAUAGUGGGCCACAUCUCCUACUUCCAACUCUAGUCAUGUCAUGGGGACUAGUCACUCUUUUCCAAGGUUUCGUGAACAGUUAUGGAGGACUUAUAGCAGCUCGUUUCUUCCUUGGUCUGACGGAGGGGGCUAUUUUACCAGGGCUUGUCACCUAUCUCUCGUCGUUCUAUCAUCGACAAGUCCUCGGUAAAAGGUUGGCAUUCUUCUUCUCAGCAACGUCUCUAGCGGGAGCAUUUUCAGGUCUGCUGGCGGCUGCUAUCCUCAACAUGGAGGGUAUUUCGGGAAAGAGAGGCUGGCAAUGGAUAUUUAUAUUGGAGGGACUCUUAACUGUCGUUUGUGGAGCCAUCGCUUUCUUCAUCCUUCCCCGUGAUUUGGCAUCCGUGCGAUACCUAUCCCACGAAGAACGAGGUGCUCUCAUGCUCGCUCACGACAUUGAUGGUGGAGCUACUGCAGAGCACGAAGUAUUCUCGGUCAGACAUAUGCUCUCAGCCAUGAGAUCACCUCAACUAUGGCUUGUGUUUGCUAUGUUCUUCGGAAAUGGAGUUACAUUAUACUCCCUUGCCUACUUUGCACCCACUAUCGUACAGGGUUUAGGUUACAAAGGGAUUUCAAUUCAGCUUCACUCUGUUCCUCCAUACGCUUGUUCAGCUGUCUUCGCUGUACUGGCAUGUUUCCUCAGUGACAAAUUCCGUCACAGAGGAUCUUUCGUCAUUUUCGCAUCUAUCAUUUCCAUCAUAGGAUACGCUCUUUUCCUCAGCUCCACAAACCACCAUGUACUCUACGCCAGUUUAUUCCUACAAGUGAUCGGAGCAUACACUAUGGCACCUCUUCUCUCUACUUGGAUGCCAAAUAAUUUGGCACCAUACUACAAAAGAGUGACAGGAAUUGCUUUUGGUUUCAUCUCAACCAAUUCCGGUGGAAUCCUGUCCACCUGGCUCUUCCCAACAACCGAUGCACCUAGAUACAAGAAAGCUACAUGGACAGCUCUUGGUUUGAGUGUCUCUAUAGUCGUUCUGGCCGUUGCGAAUUCAGCUUUCCUCAGCUUACAAAAUAAAAAUCGGGACUCUGCCCCCGCUGAAAAUCUCGAAGAUUCAGUGGACUCGUUGGAUGGAUUAGGCGACAAGGAGCCCCGAUUCCGUUACAUAACAUAA